Messenger RNA from Dermochelys coriacea (leatherback sea turtle), 1099 nucleotides. It is a transcript of the gene ALYREF, whose product is annotated as Aly/REF export factor. The transcript has 6 exons. NCBI's taxonomy places the organism in Eukaryota, Metazoa, Chordata, Testudines, Dermochelyidae. Gene Ontology annotation, cellular component: nucleus. The record is from RefSeq and is a predicted model, not a curated record. Gene Ontology annotation, molecular function: mRNA binding. The coding region runs from base 52 to 822 and encodes 256 amino acids. Gene Ontology annotation, biological process: mRNA export from nucleus.
GCGCCGGCGCAGCGCGGCCGGAAGUGCAGGCCCCGGAGCGGAGCCGCCAUCAUGGCCGACAAGAUGGACAUGUCCCUGGACGAUAUCAUCAAGCUGAACCGCAGCCAGCGGGGGGCCGGUCGCGCCGGCCGCGGAGGCCGGGGCCGAGGAGGCGCCGCCCGCGGAGGGGGGCCCGGCCGGGGCAGUGUUGGAGCGGGGCGAGCGGGGGGCGGCGGCCCCCUGCGGAACAGGCCGGUCAUGGCCCGAGGCGGCGGCAGGAACCGGCCCGCGCCCUACAGCCGGCCAAAGCAACUUCCCGAAAAGUGGCAGCAUGACCUGUUCGACAGCGGCUUUGGGGCUGGGGCUGGCGUGGAAACCGGGGGGAAGCUCCUGGUUUCUAAUCUGGACUUUGGUGUGUCGGAUGCAGAUAUCCAGGAGCUCUUUGCAGAGUUUGGGACCUUGAAGAAGGCAGCGGUGCAUUAUGAUCGGUCUGGACGCAGUUUAGGGACAGCGGAUGUGCAUUUUGAAAGAAAGGCAGAUGCUCUGAAAGCUAUGAAGCAGUACAAUGGAGUCCCUCUGGAUGGGCGCCCUAUGAACAUUCAGCUGGUUACAUCACAGAUAGACACACAGCGGAGACCAGCACAGAGUGUAAACAGAGGAGGCAUGACCAGAAACCGUGGUGGUUCAGGAGGAUUUGGUGGUGGGGGUGGCAACAGGCGAGGUAACCGUGGUGGGAACCGAGGGAGAGGCAGAGGGGCUGGAAGAAGUUCCAAACAGCAGCUCUCUGCAGAAGAACUAGAUGCACAGUUGGAUGCUUAUAAUGCCAGGAUGGACACCAGUUAAAGCAGUGAGCACAUCCCCUGCAUGGAAAGGACUCCAGACAUCUCAUUCCAUGCUCUCCGGAGGGAGGAGUGUAUGACUGUGGCCACUAAUAUCAAGGAUGGAAUUUGUUUUACUUUUAUGUUUUGGAAUAGGUUUUAAACUCAUGUAAAGGUUUUUUUUUAAUUCUGAAACAGAUCUGUUUUGUACUGAGUUAUUUUUGGGAUAAAUUUUACUGGUUGCCUGUUGGGCUGAGGUGGUUUUUUCACCUUUGCCAUAAUAAAAUAGAAAUGUGUCUAGA